UGUUUUUCAUCCUGUCACUGUGAAUUUCAGCACAUCUGAACAGAGAUUUACAAAAAUACCUCCAUGGGAUUAACCUCAUGUCCACUGAGCUCUUACAGACAGGUUAACCCAACAAAAUGGGGCUGUAUGACUUGCAAGAGAAUGUAAUAGUAGUAAGAGUUAUUAAAGCAUUUCAGACUUCAAAUAUUCUCUUGCAAAUCAUCUUUUAAUAGCAGGAAACCUGCAGGACUACACAAUCAUACUUUAACAGUACAUUCAAGCCCCACUUUCACCCUGGGAGAGACAUGCAGCUCAAUUCCAGAUGUACAUUAAAGAAGUCAUUUUGCAACCACUAUUGUGUGAUAGAGAAUCCUGGAUUUAAGAUACAGCUGAUCUUAAGACAUAGUAAGGGGGGGAAAAAAGCAGUUAAAAAUCCAUGUGAACAAACAAAAUUCCUUUAAUUUAUCCGGAGAAUACAGAUUAUAUGUACAACAUUACCAACACAGGAUGCAAUCCCUUCAAUGUCAACAGGCAACAGACAUACUUGGAAAUAUGCUGUGAGCAAUAGUCUUCAGUAUUAUCUAAGACACAAAAUCACCAGCAUACAGAUUAUAUAUGUGUAUUUCAAAGGCUAUUCUGCAGAGAAAAGAAGGGUUUUGGUGAUUUCUGUACUGUACAACAGAAGCUAAUGUUUUCCAACUAAGCAGUAAUGUAAACUAAUUUUCUUUACAAGUAAUGGGCUUCUAUUGUUGAAAAGAAUUAAGUUAAUUUUCUUUCCAUUAUAUAGCAAUCACUUAAAAAUUACUCUCCCCAUAAAAAUCAUCAUCCAGCAGACUUCAGGAUGCACUACUUUCCUUGGGAAAGUUCAUAUGCAGAUAUAUACACAUUUAGAAGAUAACAGUCUUAACACGCCUGUAGAGAAGGGGUUUUAGCACACACGUGCUUUUGUUUGGCAAAUCAAUUUGGAGGGAAAAGGCCCUUCAAUCUUGGGCAGAAGAUACAAUUUUCUUCUUAUUUAAGGCUGAAGAAGUGUUUUUUCCAACCGAAACAGGUUUUAAGUGUUUUAGAAGUCACACUAACAUUAACAGCCAUGCUUCUAAACUAUUACUGCAACAGAAAAUGAUCCUGCUCUCUUUUUUAUGUUGUGUGUGAACAUUUAUACAAUCUGCACAGCAAAUCAGAUGGCAGUUACCUGAAUUAAAUCUAACCUAAAGGUAAAUAAGUGUAUUUAGAAAAGGGUUAGUUAUCUGAUUAACUCCCUUAUACAGUUCACUGUGUAUGAAUGUUGGCUAUUGCCCAGUAAAGUGAAAGCAGCCAGGUGCAGCAACGCUUACCUUUAGGAUUGGCUUAAAUGACUGCUCAAAACUACUUAAAAGGAAUUAAUUCAACUACAUGAAUGCUGGCAAAGAAUUAACACCAAAUAAAUUAAUGUUAUUGAAAUUAUUCCAAUGAAAUAUGCUUUGAGACUCAUUUGAAGGGCACUUGACAGCAACGCCUCCUCAUAUAAAAGACAGCUUUUGUCAUACUCAUACAAAACAGCUUACAAGUUUUGAAGCCACACAAAAGGAACCAAAUGAGGAAUUUUUUUGUUUGUUUUCCCUUAGGCACUUUUUUUAAACAACACAGACUUUGGCUCUUUCCCAUGUUUGCAUUACGCUUCCCAAAGUCCAACAAAUCUCCACAUCAGGACGCUUUUUUAUGCGAUUUUAAAAAUAUAUAGAAGAUGUAUCACAGCUGAAUUCUUACAACACAGCACUACUAUACCUGAAACAAUUCUCAUUUGCCAUCAGCAUUUAUAGACUUCACAGCUAAUCUACUUCCUCUACUUCUGGACAACCUGAUCUAGUUGAAGAUGUCCCUUCUCACUGCAGGAGGGUUGGAACUAAAUGAGCAUUAAGGUCCCCUUCAACCCAAACUAAUCUGACUCCAUGAUUUCUCAAACUACUAGCAUGGUGAAUGACUCUUUUUCUUCUUCCACUCAUCCCGUCUUCCAUCUCCUGUUUCUUUUUCCUAAGCUUUCUUUCAUUUUUACCUAUGACAUACCUGAUAAAGCCUUCACACCAGGCAUACUCCCUGUUUGAUUACUUUAUUGCUUAACAUACCCCUUGUUCAUAGAGUAGUUAGGAUUGGAAAGGAACUUAAGAUCAUCUAGUUCCAACCCCCCUGCCAUGGGCAGGGACACCUCACACUAGACCAUGUUGCCCAAGGCUCUGUCCAACCUGGCCUUGAACACUGCCAGGGAUGGAGCAUUUACCACUUCUUUGGGCAACUUGUUCCAGCGCCUCAGCACCCUCACAGUAAAGAACUUCUUCCUUAUAUCUAACCUGAACUUGCCCUGUUUAAGUUUGAACCCAUCACCCCAUGUCCUAUCACUCCAGUCCCUGAUGAAGAGUCCCUCUCCAGCAUCCUUGUAGCCCCCUUCAGACACUGGAAGCUGCUCUGAGGUCUCCACGCAGCUUCUCUUCUCCAGGCUUCAGAGCAACCCCUUCUCAAAAAGCAAAACAUAAGAAAACAGACAUGAGAACAACAGAAUACCUCGCAUCCCACAUCCCAACUCUAGUUUUAAGGCAAAUACACCCAACGCAGCACAUACACCGCCCUCCACCACAGAGAGACCCAGAAGCCCCGUUAGGGGGCGCCCAUGCGCGCCGCUCAUCCGGGCGCCGCCGCCGCAGCGCGGCGCAUGGGCACUGCCCCUGCGGGCGGCCGGUCGCGGUGCACUGUGGGAAGGAGGCGGCCCUUGUCCCGGCGGACGGUGGCGGUGAAUCCUCCCGGCCGCUCACAGCAGUGUAGAGCCGCUUCUCCCCCCCCACCCCGUCCCCCUCCUUCCUUCCUCCCUCCCCCCUCAUCCUCCUCCUCCCCACAUACACCCCCCCCCUUCCCUUCCCCUCCCCUCCCUUCGGCAUUUAAAGGGGCAGCGGCGCCAACCCGCGGGACCAUGCCGAACUUCUGCGCGGCUCCCAACUGCACCCGCAAGAGCACCCAGUCCGACCUCGCCUUCUUCCGCUUCCCCCGGGACCCCGUCAGGUAAGACCGCACCCGGCCACUGCCGCCGCCUCAGGGAGGCAGCCCGCGAUGCAGCGGCUUGGCGGGGGGGGGUGUGUGUGCUCGUCUACUCCCCGCUCUGCCUCAGCACACACCGCGGCGGGGAGGUGCCUCCCUCCUUCUUGCCUCCUCACCUCGGCUUAAUGGAGGCGGGGGGCCCCCGGCUCGGAGCUGCCGCCUUCUCCCGGCGAAGGCCGCUGCUCGCUGUGGCGCCGGCGGGGCGGGACCCUGCGGGCCGCGGCGGGGAGGCGGGCGGGCGGGCGGCUGCGCAUGCGCUGCCGGGUCCUCCGCUUUACCCUCCUCACCGGGAUGGGGAGGCCCUGUGGGGCUUGUGGGAGUCAUGGUGUCAAAGAUGGGUAGAGAACUGUCGAAGGGCAGAUUUAGAAGAUAAAACUCCAGAUCAACUCAACAAGCAUUACAGAUUGUGUGCUAAACAUUUUGAGACUUCUAUGAUAUGCAGGAGCAGCCCUUACAGAACGGUUUUACGGGAUAACGCUGUGCCAACUAUAUUUGAUCUUACAAGUCACCUGAAUAAUCCUCACAGCAGACACAGGAAAAGGAUAAAAGAGCUGAGUGAAGAUGAAAUAAGAACACUGAAGCAACAGAAGAUUGAUGAACCUUUCGAACGGGAACAGGCAACUCAAGAAUUGAAUGAAAACAAUGAACAAAACGCUGUCUCUGAGGAAGGAGGGGAAGAACAAGAGGAAGAAGCUGUGCCCUUAACACUGGAAGAAAGAGAAAACAAAGAUUACCUUAAAUCUUUGUUUGAAAUAUUGAUCCUAAUGGGUAAACAAAAUAUUCCUUUGGAUGGCCAUAAUGUCGACGAGCUUCCAGAAGGUAUUUUUACUUCCGAUAACUUUCAGGCUCUACUGGAAUAUAGAAUAAAUGCUGGAGAUGAAGUUCUGAGGAAGCGAUUUGAGAUGACUGCAGUCAACCUUGAGUAUUGUUCAAAAACUCAGCAGAAACAAAUGCUUGAGAUCUGUGAAAACUGUGUUAGAGAAGAGACACUGAGGGAAGUAAGAGACUCACACUUCUUUUCUAUCGUCACUGAUGAAGUAGUAGACAUUGCAGGAGAGGAACAUUUGCCCGUGUUGGUGAGAUUUGUUGAUGAUUCUCAUAAUCUAAGAGAAGAAUUCAUCGGGUUUUUGCCAUAUGAAGCUGACCCUGAAAUUUUAGCUGUUAAGUUCCACACGACUAUUACAGAGAAGUGGGGUCUAAACAUGGAGUACUGUCGAGGCCAAGCCUACAUCGUCUCCAGUGGGUUUGCUUCUAAAAUGAAAGUUGUGGCUACGAGACUCUUGGAAAAGUAUCCACAAGCUGUGUAUACCCUGUGUUCCUCGUGUGCCUUAAAUGUUUGGCUGGCAAAAUCCAUUCCUGUUGUUAGUGUUUCCAUUGCAUUAGGAACAAUCGAAGAGGUUUGCUGUCUAUUCAGUCAGUCUCCGCAAUUACUGGUAGAACUGGACAACACGAUUUCUGUUCUUUUUCAGAACAAUAAGGACAGGGGUAACAAUCUGAAGGAGAUCUGCCGUUCCCAGUGGACAGGCAGGCAUGAUAUGUUCGAGGUUUUAGUGGACCUCCUGCAAGCGUUGGUGCUGUGCUUGGAUGCGGUAAGCAGCGACUCGUCCGUCAGGUGGAACAACUGUAUUGCUGGUCGAGCAUUUGUACUUUCAAGUGCUUUAACAGAUUUUGACUUCAUUGUCACCGUUGUCAUUCUGAAAAACAUUCUCUCUUUUACAAGAGCAUUUGGGAAAAAUCUCCAAGGCCAAACAUCAGAUGUCUUCUUUGCAGCCAGCAGCUUAACAGCAGUGUUGCAUUCUCUGAACGAAGUGAUGGAGAAUAUUGAAGUUUACCAUGAAUUCUGGUUUGAGGAAGCAACAAAUCUGGCUACAAAACUGGAUGUACAAAUUAAACUCCCAGGAAAGUUUCGUAGGGCACAACAGGGGAACUUGGACUCGGAGGUAACAUCAGAAAACUACUACAAAGAAAUCCUUAGUGUCCCCACAGUGGAGCAUAUUAUUCAAGAAUUAAAAGAUAUAUUCUCAGAACAACAUUUAAAAGCUCUUAAGUGUCUGUCGCUGGUGCCCUCAGUCAUGGGGCAGCUCAAAUUCAACACGUCUGAGGAGCAUCACGCUGACAUGUACAAAAAUGACUUGCCUAAUCCAGACACGCUUUCUGCUGAGCUUCACUGUUGGAGAAUCAAGUGGAAGCACAGAGGGAAAGACAUUGAACUCCCAGCUACUAUUUAUGAAGCACUUCACUUGCCUGACAUCAAGUUUUUCCCUAAUGUUUAUGCGUUGCUUAAAGUCUUGUGCAUACUUCCAGUGAUGAAGGUGGAGAAUGAGAAGUACGAAAUAGGACGAAAGCGCUUAAAGGCCUACCUGAAAAACACCUUGACAGCACAAAGGUCAAGCAACUUAGCUUUGCUGAACAUAAACUUUGACAUAAAACAUGACUUAGAUUUAAUGGUGGACACUUACAUUAAACUCUAUCCUUAUAAAGUGGAGUUUCAAGAAGACUUUACUCCCUCAAACAACUCUGAAGUAACAGGAGAUGCUUAAUUUUCUAAGCUUUACCCAAGCUGUUGAAACAGCUUUUAAUUAAGCUUCAGUGCUGAGGAAAACAAAACCUGAGAUCUCAAAUCACUGCAACUGUGUUUCCAUUUUAGGUCUUGGACUGAAGAAGUCAGUGACCCAGGUUAUGGUUUAUUAGCCUGCAUUAAAUGUCUUACGCGAACAAAAUCAAGCCUGAAAACAAGCCCAUGCUCUUGGCAGAGGUGCUGGUUGACUUAACUAGGUGCUCGUGUACUGCAUCUUGGAAAAAAUACACUGUGGUAUUAGAUCUGAUGGGGCUGUUACAUAUUUGCUCAUGAAUUAGGAUAAGAAAAAAGAAACCCUCAAAAUGCUAAAAAGAGUAUUGACCGUUUUAGAUCUGUUACUUAGGAUUUUAUUCUCUUGGAAACCUUUUUAAAAAGAAGUCUUUGAUGUAUAUUUAAAUGGCAUUUUGGAGGGUGGAUUCAGCUAUGGCACGAUCCCAGUGCUGUGGACUCCUCUCAGUGUAAAGAGAAUGUUAGUGACAUAGAGGUACGUUUAUACGGUUUCCUCGGAAGAAUCAACCUCUUUAAUGUCUUGAUGACUGUUUACAUUCCUUUGUGUGAGACACAAACCUUUUUUGUUUCCUUUAGGCUUUUAACAGGCAUGGCAGGAGUAUGGAAAUUCCUAAAAGAUACUAAAAACUUAACAUUGAUUCCACAAACGUUUCAGUCUGACACAAACCCAUGCAUCUUCUUGUCUGUUUAUUUGUAAACUCGCCCAAGAAGGAUUAAAAUCAGCAUUCGUUGUUUGUCUAGAUGUAAGAUUGAAAAUAUUGCUGUUAUUUUUGGCAAGAAUGAAACAUUUUUGUACAGUUUAUUGCAAUUGAAAAUAAAAUGUGAAUUGCUUUUUACAUAGUAUUGGGUUUCUUAGUAAAGCUGUGCCUCUC
Molecule: messenger RNA, 6501 nt
Organism: Strigops habroptila (Kakapo)
Lineage: Eukaryota; Metazoa; Chordata; Aves; Psittaciformes; Psittacidae
Gene: THAP12
Product: THAP domain containing 12
Exons: 5
Coding region: 3168-5582 (804 amino acids)
Molecular function (GO): protein dimerization activity
Source: RefSeq, a predicted model, not a curated record